GUUUGAAGAGAGGUCGUAGAAGGAGUAUGCCUGCCUUCUCUACAGAAACCCCAAAGGGACAGGCCACCUUCGGACAUCCUCCCUCGGUCCCCAAGUGGUGUGAUCUGUGGUCACGAGUGUUCCUUCUUUUUCGCUUGCUCUUUUGGCUUUAACUCUUUUGGCUUUGACUGUGUGAAUAGAGCUGCACGGAGGUUAAGUUCAUGGGCUUUGAGGCAGACCUGGGUUUGAGUUCUGGUUCUGUUGCUUACUGAAUCUCAGUUUUUUCAUCUUUUGAAUUGGGAGGGGGUAGUAUGCAUACUGCCGGUUUAGUACUGUGAUGAGAAUUCAGUAAGAUGUGCAUGAGAAUGUUUAGCCUAGGCCCCUGCAUGUAUAAAUAAGCUCAAUACAUGUUAGCUAUAUGAUAAAAAUCUACUUCAAGCUGAUUUCUGUUUUCACUCUUUCAACAAGACUAUGAAUAACUACCCGUGUUCUCUGCUGGGUGCUGAGAAUACAACAAUGACCAAAACAGGUGUGAGCCUGACCACACUGAGUCCAGUGAGAAAGAUGGUUGUGCCAUGGAACUUGCCAAUUAUUAGAAGCAAGCUUUUUACCUAAUCUCAAGUGGAAAAAGAAACUUAAAUUGAAGCAGGGAUAAAGUUUUAAAUUGAAAGCUUAAUAAAGAAUUCUGAAGUUAAAAAAAAGAUUUAGGAAAAUCAGUGUAGUUUUCCAGAGUUUUGAAUAAAAGUGCUUCCACAAGCUGACAGAUUUGCCUGCAAGGACAAUUAGUAGGUCAGCACUAGACAAGUAAGGAAGGGAGGAGAAAGAACGAGGUCUGUGAAGUAGACUGGAGCAAGUCCACGGAGCUUUAAAAAAAAAAAAAAAAAAAAAGUGGGACAAGGAGAGCAAUUGUGAGCUGUAAAGUGAAGUCAGUAGUUUUCCAGCACAGAAGCCAUAACCUCCGGUGGCAGAAUCAGAAUUUAACAACUGGUUUUGAAAGAAAGAGUAUUCGGUUUAGAAAUAAAAACCUCUGCUAUUAAACAUGUGAUAAUCAUAUUCAUAUUUUGGUAGCCUAUUUGUUUUAGUAAUAUGUAAAAGUAUGCUAUUAACUCUAAGUAGUACUUUUUUUUACUUUGUAGUAAGGUUUACUGUAGUGAACAUAUUGAGUACAUUGAUAACGUUUACCUGGAAAAAUCUUAAUGCAAAAAAUUUUUAUCUAAUCUCCUUUUUUCUCUAUUAAAAUUAGGCAUUUUAGAAACAACUAAACAGUCAUUAGCUGAUAAAUGGGUGAAUAAAAUGAGGUACCUUCACACAAUGUAAUGUUGUUUGGCAAUAAAAAUAAAUGAAAUAGUGACACAUGGAUGGAGUGUGUAGUGAGACAUGCUAAGUGAAAGAAGCUGGUCACAAAAGACCACAUAUUGUAUGACUCCAUUUGUAUGAAAUGUCCAGAAUAGAAGAGGCUAUUAUUCUUGGAUCUUGUUGGCAUGAUGCUUCAUUCCAGCCUGUGGGAUACCAAGGUUAUUGAAUCUUUGGGAAUUAUUAUUUAUAAGGCACUGGACUAUGGCUUGAAGGAGAAUGAAGAAAGGGAAUUAAGCCCUCCCCUGGAGCAGCUCAUCGAUCGCAUGGCCAACACGGUAGAGGCUGAUGGCAGCAAUGAUGAGGGCUAUGAGGCUGCAGAUGAAGGUCUGGAGGAGGAGGAAGAUGAGAAGAGAAAAGUCUCAGCAAUCCGGUCCUAUAGAGAUGUCAUGAAGUUAUGUGCUGCUCAUCUCCCAACUGCAUCAGAGGCACCAAAUCAUUAUCAGGCAGUGUGUCGUGCACUGUUUGCAGAGACAAUGGAGCUGCAUACAUUUCUGACUAAAAUUAAGAGUGCAAAGGAGCCUGGCAAAGGUGCUCUCUGUGGUUAUUCCUGUUUUCCUGUAAGAACAGUCACCAGCAACAGACUGUCCUGGAACAUGGAUGACAAGAGUCCCUGGAGGAAAGUGCAGAAUCUGAAGAAGAUUCAAGAAAUGGAGAAGAGUAAUGAAUCUAACACAGACCUGGAGGAACUGAAAAACGCUGACUGGGCUCGAUUCUGGGUGCAGGUGAUGAGGGAUUUGCGGAAUGGAGUAAAACUCAAGAAGGUCCAAGAGCGGCAGUAUAACCCUCUGCCCAUUGAAUAUCAGCUCACCCCUUAUGAGAUGCUAAUGGAUGACAUUCGAUCCAAAAGAUACACUUUGCGAAAAGUGAUGGUGAAUGGUGAUAUUCCCCCUCGGUUAAAAAAAAGUGCUCAUGAAAUCAUCCUGGACUUCAUCAGAUCAAGACCUCCUUUAAAUCCAGCCUCAGCCAGAAAACUGAAGCCUACUCCACCACGGCCAAGGAGCCUCCAUGAAAGGAUCCUGGAAGAAAUCAAAGCAGAAAGAAAGCUGCGGCCCGUGUCACCAGAGGAAACCAGACGCAGCAGGUUAGAGGUAGCUACCCCUGCAUCUCCAAAGAAUGUCCUGGAAUCAUCGAUGGUGAAUGGAGGUUUAACGUCACAAUCAAACGAAAAUGGGGCAGGUGCCGUACAACAGGUGCCUGUGCAGCGGAAGAAACUCCUCAAAGCCCCAACUCUGGCCGAGCUGGACAGCUCUGACUCGGAGUGUGAACUGGGCUUCCCUGGUGGCGCAGUGGUUGAGCGUCCACCUGCUGAUGCAGGGGACGUGGGUUCGUGCCCCGGUCUGGGAAGAUCCCACAUGCCGCGGAGCGGCUGGGCCCGUGAGCCAUGGCCGCUGAGCCUGUGUGUCCAGAGCCUGUGCUCUGCAACGGGAGAGGCCACAACAGAAGAAACUCUGCCCAGGUCAGCCAGCAGCAGUGCAUCUCCCUCCUUCCUUGAAGCUCCCUUUCUGGAGGCUGUGUCCACAAGGAAGAACCCUCCAAAGUUCUUGCCCAUGUCCUCCACACCCCAGCCAGAACGACGGCAGCCACCCCAGAGACGACAUUCCAUUGAAAAGGAAACACCCACUAACGUGAGACAGUUCCUGCCAGCGUCCAGGCAGAGCUCCCGGUCUCUCGUUCCUAGGAUAACCAGAGUAUGGCCAACGACACCUUUCCGACCGCUUUUUUCUACCCUUCAAACAGCUUCUCUGCUCGGCUCUCACCCUUUGGAGGCAGCCUUGUUGGGGGUAGCAGGGGCUAUGUAUUAUCUGUGUGAGAGAGCUUUUACCAGCAGGUGGAAAUCCGCAAAGGAGGAAUUCUGCUACCCAGUGGAAUGCCUAGCACUUACUGUGGAGGAGGUGAUGCAUAUUCGUCAGGUCCUGGUGAAGGCAGAGCUGGAAAAAUACCAACAGUAUAAAGAUGUCUACACUGCUCUGAAAAAAGGAAAGCUCUGCUUUUGUUGCCGAACCAGGAGAUUUUCCUUCUUCACUUGGUCUUAUACCUGUCAGUUCUGUAAGAGGCCGGUGUGCUCACAGUGUUGCAAAAAGAUGCGGCUGCCCUCCAAGCCAUACUCCACCCUUCCUAUCUUUUCAUUGGGACCUUCUGCCUUGCAGAGAGGGGAAAGUUGUAUGAGGCCAGAAAAACCCUCCACUGGCCACCAUCGGCCACUUCGGAGCAUUGCCAGAUUGUCCUCAAAAUCCAAGUCUGCGGACAAAUCAGAUGAAGAACUCCAAUUUCCCAAAGAGUUGAUGGAGGACUGGAGCACCAUGGAGGUGUGUGUAGACUGCAAAAAGUUCAUUUCAGAAAUCAUCAACUCAAGCCGGUAUAGCCUGGUGCUGGCCAACAAAAGAGCCCGAUUGAAAAGGAAAACGCAGUCUUUCUACAUGUCCUCAGCAGGCCCUUCGGAGUACUGCCCUUCAGAGAGGACCAUCAGUGAGGUCUGAGCCCCGUGCAUUCGUGUGCAGAGUCGCAUUCAUGAGAGAACACUGAGCGGGGCUGUCUUCUCGCUGCAGUUAACUGGUUCGGGUUUGCAUGAGAUCAGGGUUUUGUUGCAUCACACUGUUCCACAGACUGAACACUGCGUUCAUAUCAGCCAGUUCCUUGUCUGCACUGAGAGAGGACAGUAGUUUGAAUCUUGCUUUUGUGUGGGGGGGGAUUUGGAGGCCAGAAACUUUUUCCUUAGUUCAGUUCUUUACUGUCCCUCAAUUUUCUGACUGAGGCAGAAAGCUUCUGGUGUGAGAAAUCGGUCUAAUGCAGGCGUCGAAGUCAGCACAGUCUAAGCAGUAAGUCAUAUUGGCAUUUCCACCCGACAGUGUUCCUACCUGAUGCACACAGAUCCCUGGAGGCUGGGCCAGGCUGUUACCGUCUCACAGCACAGAACCUACAAGGAUUUGCUCAUGCUCUCAAACUGGUUUUAAAUUAUUGUUGCUCUGAGAUAAAGACUCGGGAGGGACUUUACUCCGUGCUCCAGUACAAAGCAUCUGAAUAAGCUGUACGCUCCAGUGGACGCCCAUGUCCCCCACGCUGUGUCUGUGCCUGGGCAGUGGGGUGGUGUCUCUUGAGGCAGGUGCAGGGCUUUCCUUAUCUUGAAUGUAUUAUGGUUACUAGUAGUUUUAUAUUGGAGGUCUAAGAUUUAAAGUUUUGUGGUGUUUGGGGACAAGGGCAGGCUAGAAGUUUGUCCAGAAGUUGAGUAUUUUGGCCAAUAGGAGAAGGGCUGUGAGUGCGUCGGCCACGCUGCAGUGAACGAGCUGGAGCACCCACAUUUCCAACCGCAGUUUUUAUAACUUUAGUCUUGCCAUCAUGAUUAAAUUAAGCCACAAUUUGGUAUCUGAGGUCUCAAACUGAAAUUUAUUUUUAUAAAUGAAUUUUAAAAGAAAAAACAUGGUCUAGUUCAUUUAAAAUUAACCUGCUGAUAGGCUUUGUGGAUGCUUUUUGCACAUGUUCUCCUUGUAAGUGACUUGAGUAGGAUGGGUUUUGAUGAAGCCAGGUUGAGGCAGCACCGUACACCUGUCAUUUCUCGACUUGUGUGGCCCAUUCCGUGGCCGUCUUUAUGAUUUUGGUUCGCUUGGCAGACCAGCCAGUCAAGUUGCCAGUCAUGGUUGGAAGCUCGGUUAAUGCACACGCAAAGCAGUUUCAUGAACGCUCUCUAGGACACAUCUGUAGUCAGCGCCAUGACAGCACCGCUCACCAAAAGGCAGGGCAGUCACACUUCACACCACCUCACAAUACAGGAACAUUUCUAUAGCGAAUUUCUAUUUCUAUAAUUUCAUUUCUAUAAUUCUAUAGUGAAUUAACAGUAAUACCUCAGAACUGCCCUGGUAGUGGUUUUACAUGACUGAAAUUUAUAAAUUAGUAAAUGGCUUAAAAUUACUUACACUUACAAAAUAAACUUUACCAAUUGACUAAAGUAAUGCAUGUUAACAGUUUGUCUGUAUUUGCAUGUAAAAGUGGGCCACCAGAGAACCCUUACUGAUUAUGGAAACGUUUAAAGUUUUAAAGACUCACGUAAGAGCUUUAAACAGUAUAUUGAGUGAAUCUAAUUUAUAAAAUUUUGCUGUGAGCAGCUUCUAAACCACCACCAGGAAGGGUGCAAGGGAGAUGGGGUGGUGUUUGUAUCCAUGCACAGACCAGACCUAGGAGAGUGUGCUUUUUAAAAUAACGACUAGUUUACAGGUGUUAAUAAAACACAAGAAACUAAACCCCCUAAAUGAGAAUGCCGUCCACAUUCACAAGGCACAUAAAAUCUAGCACAUCUAGUCUUUCACUUCACUUCUCCAGGUUUGUGACAUUGUGCAGGCUGUCUGGGCAUCGUGGGCG
Messenger RNA from Kogia breviceps (pygmy sperm whale), 5685 nucleotides. NCBI's taxonomy places the organism in Eukaryota, Metazoa, Chordata, Mammalia, Artiodactyla, Physeteridae. The record is from RefSeq and is a predicted model, not a curated record.